Punica granatum (pomegranate) is the source of this 4239-nucleotide messenger RNA. The record is from RefSeq and is a predicted model, not a curated record. NCBI's taxonomy places the organism in Eukaryota, Viridiplantae, Streptophyta, Magnoliopsida, Myrtales, Lythraceae.
CCCAUGCUACAUAUAGUGCAUAGAAAUGUGUCUGCAAAAAUCAGUUAAAGCCACACCAUUUAAAUUUUUAGGAGCUGAGCCAGAGUCAGCUCAACUGUGUCAUUUGCAGCUAGAGAUAGAGAACUAAGGAUAUACACUUCUUAAUUACGGGUGCAACACAAUAUAAAACUUCCACAUAAAGCAGCUUUACGGCUGGUCAUUUGCUGGGAUUGGCGAUAUGGCCGUUGAGAAUGGCCUCCAAGGGGAUAAUCCAGGGACAGCAGAGACGGCUGCCGCCACAACCUCGUCAAAGGGUCCUGAGGACCAAACAGACAAAGGAGAUGGGAAGGUGAAUACUGUUCCGUUCCACAAGCUAUUCUCCUUUGCCGAUAAAACCGAUGUUCUCCUUAUGAUUGUCGGGACAAUCGGUGCAAUUGGAAAUGGAAUUUCUAUGCCCCUGAUGACAGUCUUUUUCGGGGAGCUUAUUGAUUCUUUUGGGCAAAAUCAGAAUAAUGGAGAUGUUGUCGAAGUUGUCUCCAAGGUCUCUCUCAAGUUUGUUUACUUGGCAAUCGGGUCGGGGGUGGCAGCAUUUCUUCAGGUGGCUUCUUGGAUGGUCACGGGAGAGAGACAGGCUGCAAGAAUUCGGGGCUUGUACUUGCAGACAAUACUGAGACAAGACGUCGCCUUUUUUGACAAGGAAACAAACACAGGAGAGGUUGUUGGAAGAAUGUCUGGUGACACUGUCCUUAUACAGGAUGCUAUGGGCGAGAAGGUCGGGAAGUUCUUGCAGCUCAUCUCGACCUUCAUUGGAGGCUUUAUAAUAGCAUUUGUCAAAGGGUGGCUUCUCACGCUGGUGAUGUUAUCGUCUAUCCCUCUCCUUGUGGUGGCUGGUGGGGCCAUGUCCCUCUUCAUCUCUAAGAUGGCAGCUCGUGGUCAAGCUGCAUAUGCAAAGGCAGCAAAUGUUGUUGAACAGACAAUCGGCUCAAUCAGAACUGUUGCGUCUUUUACUGGUGAGAAGCAAGCGAUAGCAAACUACAACAAAUUUAUCGCAGAAGCUUACAACUCAGGAGUUUACGAAGGUUUAGGUGGUGGUUUAGGCAUCGGAACUGUCUUUUUCAUAUUCUUCUGCAGUUAUGCGUUAGCCAUUUGGUAUGGUGGGAAGUUGAUUGUGGAAAAGGGAUAUACUGGUGGAGAAGUUAUCAAUGUGAUUAUCGCCGUCUUGACUGGUUCAAUGUCAUUAGGCCAGGCUUCUCCUUGCAUGAGUGCCUUUGCUGCUGGCCAAGCUGCAGCCUACAAAAUGUUUGAAACCAUCCACAGGAGGCCAGAGAUUGAUUCCUACGACAUGAGAGGGAAGACAAUGGAUGAUAUUCGAGGGGACAUAGAGCUAAGAGACGUUUACUUCAGCUACCCUGCGAGGCCCAAUGAACAAAUAUUUAAUGGGUUUUCUCUUUCUAUCCUGAGCGGGGCCACUGCUGCACUGGUUGGACAAAGCGGGAGCGGGAAGUCCACUGUGAUCAGCCUGAUUGAGAGGUUUUAUGAUCCACAGGGUGGAGAAGUCCUAAUAGAUGGUAUCAAUCUUAGGGAGUUUCAGCUCAAGUGGAUACGAAGCAAGAUCGGGUUAGUUAGCCAAGAGCCGGUUCUGUUCUCUUGCAGCAUCAGAGAUAAUAUCGCUUAUGGCAAAGAGGGUGCAACUCCCGAAGAGAUCCGGACAGCUGCUGAGCUUGCAAAUGCUUCGAAGUUUAUUGACAAACUGCCGCAGGGAUUGGAUACUAUGGUCGGUGACCAUGGAACACAACUCUCAGGUGGCCAGAAGCAGAGAAUUGCAAUUGCAAGGGCUAUUCUGAAGGACCCGAGAAUCUUACUAUUAGAUGAAGCCACAAGUGCGCUUGAUGCAGAGUCUGAGAGGAUCGUGCAGGAGGCGCUCGACAGGAUUAUGGUGAACCGGACAACGGUAAUUGUUGCUCACCGCCUGAGCACUGUUAAGAAUGCAGAUAUGAUUGCUGUUAUUCAUCGUGGAAAAAUGGUUGAGAAAGGAUCGCACUUGGAACUACUGAAAGAUCCCGAGGGUGCUUACUCGCAGCUAAUUCGAUUGCAAGAAGUGAACAAAGUCUCGGAACAGUCCACAGAUGUGGGUAACAAGUCAGAAAUAACAGAAUUCAACAGAGAAUUCAGUCGGAGUCAGAGGAUGUCUAUGGUCCACUCGACCAGCCGAGGAUCAUCAAUUGGAAAUAGUAGUCGGCACUCGUUCUCCAUAUCCUUUGGCAUGCCCACUGGCCUCAACAUCCCUGACAACACUGGCCCUGAGUCCCCAGUUGCACAGGGCACGGAAAAAUCCCCUAAGGUCUCUAUCCGCCGCCUCGCGUACCUUAACAAGCCUGAGAUCCCAGUACUCUUUUUUGGGUUGAUUGCUGCAGUAAUCAAUGGUGUGAUAUUCCCGAUCUUUGGGAUCCUCAUCUCACACGCGAUCAAGACAUUCUUCGAGCCCCCCCACGAGCUAAGGAAGGACUCCAAGUUCUGGGCUCUUAUCUUCAUGGCCCUUGGGGUCGCUUCACUACUUGCAUACCCUGCACGAACUUACCUUUUCGCUGUGGCAGGGUGUAAGUUGAUUGAACGGGUGAGGUCCAUGUGCUUUGAGAAAGUGGUCCACAUGGAAGUUGGAUGGUUUGAUGAACCUCAACACUCAAGUGGGGCCAUCGGAGCAAAAUUAUCUGCUGAUGCAGCAUCAAUACGGGCCCUUGUUGGGGAUGCACUUGGACUGCUCGUUCAGAACACUGCAUCAGCGGUUGCGGGUUUGGUCAUCGCCUUUGUUGCAAGUUGGCAGUUAGCAUUUAUCAUUCUCGUACUCGUCCCUCUUAUUGGGGUCAAUGGAUACGUUCAAGUGAAAUUCAUGAAAGGGUUCAGUGCUGAUGCAAAGAUGAUGUAUGAGGAAGCAAGUCAGGUAGCAACAGAUGCAGUUGGGAGCAUAAGGACAGUCGCUUCCUUUUGCUCAGAGGAGAAAAUGAUGCAACUUUACAAGAAGAAAUGCGAAGGCCCAUUGAAGACCGGGAUCAGGGAAGGGUUGGUAAGCGGGAUUGGUUUCGGGGUUUCCUUAUUCUUGAUGUUUUGCGUUUAUGCAACGAGUUUCUAUGCUGGAGCUCGACUUGUUGAAGCCGGCCACACUACAUUCUCAGAUGUUUUUCAAGUUUUCUUUGCCCUAUCAAUGGCAGCAAUUGGCAUAAGCCAAUCGAGCACCUUGGGUCCUGAUUCAACCAAAGGUAAAGCUGCUGCUGCAUCCAUAUUUUCAAUAAUUGACCGCAAGUCCAAAAUAGACCCAAGCAAUGAGUCAGGGAUGACACCAGAGGAUGUGAAGGGAGAAAUUGAGCUUCGUCACAUAAGCUUUAAGUACCCGUCCCGACCUGACUGUCAGAUUUUCCGAGACCUUAACUUGGCCAUUCAUUCAGGGCAGACUGUCGCUUUGGUGGGGGAGAGCGGGAGCGGGAAAUCAACGGUUAUCUCAUUAUUGCAGCGAUUUUAUGACCCUGAUUCUGGUCAUAUUACACUUGAUGGCGUCGAUAUUCAGAAGCUACAGCUAAAGUGGUUGAGGCAGCAGAUGGGUCUAGUCAGCCAAGAACCGGUUCUAUUCAACGAUACGAUUCGAGCAAAUAUUGCAUAUGGGAAAGACGGCGAUGCUUCGGAGUCAGAAAUUAUUGCUGCCUCUGAGUUAGCCAAUGCCCACAAGUUCAUCAGCAGUUUGCAACAGGGAUACGAUACAGUAGUGGGAGAGCGAGGACUCCAGUUAUCGGGAGGUCAGAAGCAGAGGGUGGCCAUUGCUCGGGCAAUAGUAAAGAGCCCUAAGAUUCUCUUGCUUGAUGAGGCCACGAGUGCGUUGGAUGCUGAGUCAGAGAAGGUGGUCCAGGACGCGCUUGAUCGAGUCAUGGUGAACCGGACCACAGUCGUGGUAGCCCAUCGGCUCUCCACGAUUAAGAAUGCUGAUGUGAUUGCAGUGGUUAAGAAUGGAGUGAUUGUUGAGAAAGGGAAGCAUGACAAACUGAUAAACAUCAAGGACGGCUUCUAUGCAUCUUUAGUCGCUCUCCACACAAGUGCCUCGACUACUUGAGCCAUCUUCUUUCGAGCAAGAGAUUGAUUGACAUAUAUUGAUUCUUAGGGAGAAAUAUUUUCGUUUUUGUUUUCCUUCUUUUUGCAUAUUUUCUUGACCCACAAGAGGGUUUGACAACUUUGUAGACAUUCAGCGAUCAAUAUAUAUCUAUAAUGUUUCACAUC